CGCGGCGCAUGCGAGAUACCUCGGUGGGCCAUUGGCUGCGUUCCAGUGCCAGUUGCGACGACCUAGUUCUUGACAGCAUCUGUGGAAUCUGAGUGAUAGCAAUCCAGCGUCUGACUCACCAUGGGCCUCUUUAAGGGGUCCUUUGCCUUUACGCGCUACCGAUAGAAGACAGUCGCCACGCCCUUUGAUACUUCGUUGCGACCGCAUUCGACUUAUCUCCGCCCUCUCUCCGCUGUCGCCACAUCCUUAUACAACUCACUCGACGGGCGAUACACAAUCCCCCGAGAAAUUACCACCAUAACAGUUUCACUAUGGAAGACGAGCGCGCCGAAGAGCUCAGCACGCUGCAGUCCAUCUACCCGGAGUUGGUUAUCAGCGAUAGCGACCCCUACUCUGCCACUCUUGAACUGCUCGUGGCGCCUACCAAGCCUUUGCCUAUUACCUUCGAGCCACAGCAAGAUGUCGAACGACUUCCGUAUCUACCCCCACUACGUCUCGAAAUUAUCCUACCCGCCGAGUAUCCCGAACAAACACCGCCCGUAGUGAGGUUGUCUACGUCGCCAUCGUGGCUAGGCGAGGACCUCCAGGCUACACUCACAGCAGAAGCAAAGAUGUUAUGGGAUGAGUACGGCGGAGGUAGCAUUCUAUUCGCCUAUAUUACCUCUUUACAAGAACAAGCCGAAAAUGCCUUUGGUCUGGAGGGGCUUACGCUACCCUCCUCUAUGCGGAAGGAGCUCGUAGAUUAUAGUCGCCGGAUGAAGAAGGAGCUGUUCGAUAAAGAUACAUUCGACUGCGAAGUCUGUCUCGAGCCAAAGAAGGGGUCUGCCUGCUACCGCAUGGCCCGCUGCAGCCAUGUCUUUUGCAUCAAUUGCCUCCAAGACUACUACAACAACUGUAUAAAGGAGGGGGACGUCAACAACGUCAAGUGUAUGUCCACCGAAUGUGGUAGUAGUGGGAAGAAGAAGGACCGGCUGUUGUCGCCCAAGGAGCUGCUACAGAUCCCUAUAGCACGCGAUCAAGUCGAGCGAUACGCCAAGAUCAAGCGGAAGAAAAAGAUUGAAUCUGACCCUAGCAUCGUGUUUUGUCCACGCACAUGGUGUCAAGGUGCCAUGCGAACUACCAAAUACCCCAAGAUUACCGAUGUAACUCAGAUGGACGAUUCGGAUUCUGAAGCAGACGACGAGAGUCCAGCUCAGCAACAGGAAACCAACACUGAGCCUGGCCCAGAGAAGCGUGGAAUUGGCGUACGAGGUAUGGAUCGGUUACAGGUUUGCGAAGAUUGCACACUCGCUUUCUGUGUUGUCUGCUUAGCGUCAUGGCACGGAGAUUUCGUACGCUGCGAGCCACGCGAUGCUACACAACUGACCGAGGAGGACCAAGCAUCGCUCAACUUUAUCAUGAAGAACACCACACCCUGCCCGUACUGCUCUGUACCGUGCCAGAAAAGCAUGGGAUGUAACCACAUGACCUGCGCGCAAUGCAAGUCGCAUUUUUGUUAUCUUUGCUCCGCGUGGCUCAACCCAGAUCACCCAUACGCGCAUUUCAACGACCCCAAGAACAAGAACUGCUUCAUGCGCCUCAUGGACGGGGCCGAAGGCGACAUGGGAAACGGCGCUGUGCAGUUUGGUGGUAGGAGAGGGGCUGAGCAAGCGGCGGAGUUCUGGGAGCAAGAAGCCCUGCGUAUACAGAUGCUAGAAUUUGAUGAAUUCAUACGAUAGCUUGAAUGGAAAUCAAACCCUAUCCUUCCUGAACCAUUGAUGAAUGCGAGUACCUACGCUUGCUGGACAACUCGCACUUGACUGCAAUGCGUCGUGCAUUUUUAGAGGUGCUAGACUCCUACCAAAGAGCUUUAACAGAUUGCUCAGCAUCUCGGAAACUCACGAGGACAUUCAGGGUAGACUUUGCACAUACCCCUUUGGCAGCUCUCUCCUCGAGGACCUAUUACAUUAUUAUUAUUACAGCUUCGUGCAUAGAAACCUAUAUACUGCAGAUCGGCCAAUCUUCUACAC
This is a messenger RNA of Alternaria alternata, 2009 nucleotides long. RefSeq names its product RING finger protein-like protein. Lineage: Eukaryota; Fungi; Ascomycota; Dothideomycetes; Pleosporales; Pleosporaceae. The transcript is spliced from 3 exons. The record is from RefSeq and is a predicted model, not a curated record. Gene Ontology annotation, cellular component: ubiquitin ligase complex; cytoplasm. Gene Ontology annotation, biological process: positive regulation of proteasomal ubiquitin-dependent protein catabolic process; protein polyubiquitination; ubiquitin-dependent protein catabolic process. Gene Ontology annotation, molecular function: ubiquitin conjugating enzyme binding; ubiquitin protein ligase activity; zinc ion binding. The coding region runs from base 312 to 1718 and encodes 468 amino acids.